GUUCCCACCAGGUGGAAAUACAACAAACCGCUAAGAAAUCCAGCCCUUAAACCUCUAUCCCGGAUCUCAACAUCGCCGGCCUUCCCCUUCUCCUCUAUAAUCCCUAUCUCAUGGAAGCAGAUGUCUCCAUCCUUUUUGCUGUUGUUUCUGUAGUUCAAUCGAUCCGGAGUCGCCAGGUAUUAAAACCCUCCUCCCUCGCCUUGGAUUCUACUUCAAAAUUCGAUAUUUAGUCGCGAAGUUGCUUUUUCAACGGAACGGGAAGGGUUAUAAGUGGAUUUAGGUCUGCGGAUUCUCUGUUUACUGCUUUUGAUUGGGAAUUGUCCGUCUUGUUUGUUGAAUUGGAGAUGGCUUCGCUGAAUACAGAAGGAGGAUGGAGCUUUUUGAUACUUUUUUGUACUGUUCUUAAUUUAAUCGCUAGGUUUGCUGGAGCUAAUAUUGUAGUGAUUGGGAAGAACGUAUCUUUGUCAUUUAAUGACCUCGAGGCCAAUUUUGCUCCAUCGGUUAAAGGUUCUGGUGAAUGUGGGACCUUAUAUUUGGCCGAGCCUCUUAAUGCCUGCAGUCAGUUGAAAAAUAAGGCUGUUGAAGGUCCACUUUCUCCGUUUGUGCUAAUCAUAAGAGGAGGAUGCGAAUUUGAUGAUAAAGUUAGAAAUGCACAGAGUGCUGGAUAUAAGGCUGCUAUUGUGCAUGACAAUGAGGAUAGUGGCUCCUUGGUUUCAAUGGCAGGAACUCCUGGUGGUGUACACAUAUAUGCUGUUUUCAUCUCUAAAUCCUCCGGUGAGACUCUAAAGACGUACGUAGGCCGUACUGAUAUCGAGCUUUGGAUUAUUCCAACCUUUGAAAAUUCAGCAUGGUCGAUUAUGGCCAUCUCUUUCAUAUCGCUACUAGCCAUGUCUGCUGUCCUUGCUACAUGCUUCUUUGUACGUAGACAUCGAGUAAGGAGAGAACAACCUAGACCUCUCAAUGUGAGAGAGUUCCAUGGAAUGAGCAGCCAGUUAGUAAAAGCAAUGCCAAGUCUCAUAUUUACGUCAGUCCUGGAAGAUAAUUGUACUUCAAGAACAUGCGCUAUUUGCUUGGAGGACUAUAAUGUUGGAGAAAAACUCAGAAUUCUGCCCUGCUGUCACAAGUUCCAUGCAUUGUGCGUUGAUGCAUGGCUUACUACAUGGAGAACAUUCUGCCCUGUUUGCAAACGCGAUGCGAGGACGGCCAUGAUGAAGCCACCCGCCUCCGAAUCAACUCCACUGUUAUCUUCCGCAGCUGCAUCUUCUGCAAUCCUAUCAUCAUUUCGCUCCUCUUUUCACUCAUCGGUCGCAGCAUCUCCAUCUGCAGCCAUACCAAUUAGUUCCACGCCACUCCACUCACCAUUAACCUCUAGAAACCAUUCCAUCUCCAACCUAUCUCGCCCGCCUAUUCCGCAAGUAUCCUAUAACAACUUGACAUCCAUCCACACCAGCAGGAGCACCGCAGAGCUUAGGAAUGCAUCUUCUUCUUAUAGAUCUUAUGCUUCCAGUCUUGCAUCUCCGCAUUCAUUGGGUUAUCCCAUCUCUUCCUCUUUUAUCUCCAGGCAUGGUUCCAAUUAUAAUCCUAGUCCUAGUUAUGCCUCCCCUAGCUACCUUGGUAGGUCUUCAAGCCGGCAUUCAUAUCUUCAGCAUUGCGAAUCUGGAACGAGCCUCUCUGCCAUGGAAUCUACACAUUCUCUUCCAGGAUGCUCUUAAGCUUAUCAUUCAUACUUUGUUUAGUUUAUUUGACCUUAUCUGACAGGUCUUUGGGCCAGCAUUGUGAAUCUGGAAUGUGCUUCUCUGCACCCCCUCCUCCAGGAUUUUCAUGAGCUUUUCUUGUACUCUCUAGGCCAUCAUUUUACUUUUAGAAAGCCUGCUGGAAUCAAGGAAGCAUCACGUGGAUGGAGUUUCGUGCCUGUGAACUGUGCUAAAAUGGGCGGAUCUUUGCUGUUGGCAGAUGAUAUGGAGAGUGGAUUCUUCUUUUGACAUUGCUCACAGGAGAAUUUGGUAAAUAUUCAGUUCGUUUUCUGUGGUUUGGUGUAUAUAUAGUUGUUGAGGAGCAGAUAUUACCUUGAUUUGUUCUUUAGAUUGGUACUGAUUGUUGAGCGAUUUUCUUAGUCAUUGAUAAUCAGAUGUGUUUUGACUACUUUUUCUCAAUUAAAAUGUUUUUUUAUUAAUCAAAUCAGAGCGUUCAAAUGGAAGGUAGCAUGAAUGUAUUACUGUC
Molecule: messenger RNA, 2220 nt
Organism: Dendrobium catenatum
Lineage: Eukaryota; Viridiplantae; Streptophyta; Magnoliopsida; Asparagales; Orchidaceae
Product: receptor homology region, transmembrane domain- and RING domain-containing protein 1
Exons: 5
Coding region: 345-1712 (455 amino acids)
Source: RefSeq, a predicted model, not a curated record